Molecule: messenger RNA, 1806 nt
Organism: Symbiodinium necroappetens
Lineage: Eukaryota; Dinophyceae; Suessiales; Symbiodiniaceae
Source: the annotation of a GenBank genome assembly
AUGUGUGCUACUGAGGCGGCCCUUAAUGUUGGACAUGAUCAGCUGCGAAAGGACUCCAACUUCUUGAGCUGGGAAGCCUCCGAAACUCUCCGCAAUCAGCUCUAUGUGCUGGCCGCAGUUUGCUGCUUUGCCUUGGCGGGCUCCCUGGUGUUCUUCUGGACCUCCACGCCUGGAUCGGACAGGAAAGAGCUAGACGAGCCGGAGGCCGUGGAAGCGGCCAUCCCUGCCAAGGUGGUUGAGGAAGCCGGCCCGUCUUUGGCAGACUAUGAGGAUCUUGUGAAGUCGGUGAUGCAGCGCACAGCAGACCACCUCGGACCGAAAGUGGCUAAGGGCGCACAGGUGCAGAGCAUCGUGAACGACAAGGUCGGCUCGCUUGCCGAUAAGGCCAAGGCUUUCGUGAUGACAGAGCUCACCGACACAGUGGGCUCAGUGGCAACUGCCUUGCAGAUUGAGGAGUUCAUGGUGCUGGUGGACGACGAUGCAGCAGUAGCGGCCAGCUUCCCGCCCCUCUCCGUGCUCUUGGCUGGCCUUCUCGUGCCCGCGAACCUGAACUUGAACAUUGCCUGCCACCUGUUGCAGACAUUCAUCGUCCUCCUGCCGGUCUUGUGCGUAGUGGGCUACUCUGAGUAUGUCGACGCAGACCAUCCCUGUAAGUCGAUUCCGGGACUCAGGCUUUGGGCCAGAACCGUGGGCGUGAUCGCUGGCCUCGUGACGCUGGCCCGGCUCGUGCUGGCUAUCAAGUGCUUGUUGGCCAAGUCCGCCAUUCGCCGCAAGAACGAGGAGAUGAAGGAGCAGCUCGCGAAGGCCACGGGCCAUGCCAGCUCCACCGGGAUUGAAGAGUUGAAGCAGCUGUUCCUGUUCUACGCCACCACGCUGCAGCACGCAGUGGUCUGCGAGGGCAACACCCGUGUCGGCUUCUUCUCGCACAUCGUUGGCUUCGGCACUCUCCUGUGGCUCCUGACGACUUUCUUCAACACCUACCUCUACUUUGCUUACAUGUUUGUUCCGGGAGUUGUGGCAUUCCAUGAAUCUGCUGCGGACGAGCCCAGCUACUGUGCUGCCUGGGUCACGGUCUGCGCCGCAAAGAUCUCCGUCCUGUUGGCCGUCCUGUUCUUUUUCGUGAACGUGAUGACAGUCUUCUGCUGGGCAUCUGAGACGGUGUUGAGCAUGGAGAGUGUGUCCUCCAAGAUCAUUGCAAAAGCGAAGGCCUUCGACAAUGUUGGUCUUGGCCUUCCUGUGGCACAGCUGUUGGUGAAGGUGCUGCUCCUUCGCGGAUCCACUGACAUCCUCUGUGCCCGCUUGGCAGUUCACCUCCGUGAGAAGGAUGGUCUCUCUCAGGAGCUUGUCGAGACAGAGAGCCGCCUCGCACAGCUGAAGGCAGAGAUUGAGGCGAAGGAUAAGCAGGCGGAGGCCAUCAAGGCCGAAAUGAGCUCAGAUGGUGCAGGCCUUGAGGCUGCCAAGAGCCGGGGAGAAGAGGUCAUCCAGUCGGCUCGCGAAAAGUCUGCUGUCUUGGAGAAGCAGAUCGCCGAGGAUUCUCAGGACAUGUUGAACACGCUGAAGUCCAUGAUGGACAAGGCUUUCGAGGCUGCUGACUCUGCGAAAGACCAAGCAGAACGAAAGGCAAACCAGGCAGCUUCUACGGCUGGAGAUUAUGCAGCAGCAGCAGGGGAUUACAAAGCCGUCGCUGAGAAGUACGCUGGCCAGGCGAACCGAAGAUUCAAGAUUCUGUCAUGUUCUGGUCACCCGGGAGGUUUCAUUCUGUUGCUUCCGGUGUCGGAACAGAACGAGCUGGCAGUGACUCCAUAG